UUUCGAAAAACUUCACAUUAUCAUGUUUUUCAUCAUAUUAAUUACCCAAGUUCCAAAAAUUCCAAUUUGCAUACCAGUUUUCUGUUGGAUGAGGAAAUCCCGUGAUUGACUCUUGGUUGCUUGCUCUGAAAACGACGUUACGCUACCGACCCUGGCCACCCUAUAACGACACCGUUUAACCCCACCCCACCCCCACCUAAGCAUUAGCUGGCAUCACCCCUCACACUUUGCUGCUUACUCAAAACGCAUUACUCCUCCUUACAGUACUACUGCUACUACUUACCACUUCUUCUUUUUUUUCUUUUUUUUGGAUAGAUUAUAGAAAUUCACACUUGGGGUUCUAAGAUUGUUCAAGAUGAGAAUUGGGUUGACUUCAAUUUUGAAUUUUAGUUGACUUAUUGAUAGAUCGAUCUGUUACAACCAAACAGGAAAAAUCGAAGGUGCAAGUGGGUAAAGCCAAAGCUAGUAUAGCAUGGGUGUCUCAGGCAAAUGGAUUAGAGCACUGGUCGGCUUAAAGAAGUCAGAAAAGUCUCAUUCUUCAGAAAAAGAGGAAAAUAAAUCUGGAGGGACUGGGAAGUUUUGGCACCGGAGAAAACACUCUGUUGAGAUCGAUUCCAACCUACUUCAAAAGGAGCUAACUUAUAAUGAUGCUGGUGCUGGAUCAGUUGAAGAUAUAAGCAGCACAUCAGUUCCAGUUGCUUCCAGCUCCCCUUCAAGUUCACAUCAAUUGCAUCAUGCCCCUCUAGUUAAGCAAAAUAUGAGAGAGGAGUUGGCAGCUAUACGCAUCCAAACAGCUUUCAGAGGAUUUCUGGCAAGGCGAGCUUUUCGGGCUUUAAAAGGAUUGGUGAGACUACAAGCCCUUGUCAGGGGUCAUGCAGUGAGAAAGCAAGCUGCAAUUACCCUCCGUUGCAUGCAAGCUUUGGUGAGAGUUCAGGCACGUGUCCGAGCAAGACGUGUUCGCAUGUCACUGGAAAGUCAAACUGAACAGCAGAAACUUGAACAGCAAUUAGAACAUGAUGCUCGCGUACGAGAAAUCGAAGAGGGCUGGUGUGACAGUAUUGGAUCUGUUGAGCAAAUUCAAGAAAAGUUGCUAAAGAGACAAGAGGCAGCUGCUAAGCGUGAAAGAGCAAUGGCCUAUGCUUUAGCUCACCAGUGGCAGGCAGGAUCCAGGCAGCAAGCUACACUUUCUGGGUUUGAACCAGAUAAAAGCAGCUGGGGUUGGAACUGGUUAGAGAGAUGGAUGGCAGUACGCCCAUGGGAAAAUCGUUUUCUAGACCUUAAUGUGAGAGAUGGAGUCAUGCCUAAUGAAAAUGAAUCAGUUGAUCCCAUAAACGGGAUAAAGAACCAGGUUAAAUUUGCUGGGAAAAAACCAACUGCAACUCUUGCAAAUGAUAGAGUGGGUCCAUCUCAUUCAAGCAGUAACUCAAAAUCAAAUGAAAAGGCAGCAGUAUCGCUCUCCGAUGGCUGCAGUUCUUCCCCAAAUGUGUCAGCAAGCACACAAGAAACACCUGCAGCAUUAGUUAACAAACCUAAGUCCAAACCAAAUCUUGAAGAUUUAGUUGAGGAAGCUAGUUCUAAACCCGCCCUUGGUUCUAGAUCACACAGCAAUCCUAAGGAGAGAUCCACUCCCUCUGAUAAACAAGGAAAACAGAGACUGUCUCUGCCUGGUAGCGGUUUUGCACCUCAAACAGCCAGACAACCAAGCAGAACCAUCAAAAGGACAUCUAGUUGGCAGAAGCCUUUGAAGGAGAAGUCCAAAUUAAACGAAACUGAUACUAAGUCUACAGCAACUGUUUCACAACAGGCUGCUGAUUAGUUUUUAGGUACUCGUUGAAGAUCCCGAUCUCAGAUCCAAGUGUCACCCUUGUUUGUAAAUACAGGGAACCUUCUUAAAGGGGAGCGAUGGUAUGUUCUUCUAGAGAUGUGUCCACGGCAGAGUUAAAGGAGAGACUUGCUGCCAUCUCCUGAAUAACGUCUUCGCAUUUGUUUCAAUUCUUGUCAUAAUUCAUGUAAUUUAUAUAAUAGCGUUGUUUUCUCUACCCCUCCCUCCCAGUGUAAAAAAGGAUGGAUUUGCUUUUGUGCCACUUUUCUUGAGCUGAAACUGGGGAAUUUGGUGAGUUUGAUUGCCAAUUUCUUUGUUGUAUUGUACAAGAUCUGAAUGUAGGAUUCAUUCAUUAAUCUAGAGAUUGUAGACCAUAUUGUGCUCUUCA
Messenger RNA from Solanum tuberosum (potato), 2210 nucleotides. Its product is annotated as protein IQ-DOMAIN 1. Gene Ontology annotation, molecular function: protein binding. The coding region runs from base 473 to 1816 and encodes 447 amino acids. NCBI's taxonomy places the organism in Eukaryota, Viridiplantae, Streptophyta, Magnoliopsida, Solanales, Solanaceae. The record is from RefSeq and is a predicted model, not a curated record. The transcript is spliced from 7 exons.